AUGACUGGUUUGCUGUCUUCUGAUUAUGUGGAGAUUCACUACGAAAAUGGGAAACCACAGUACUCUAAGGGUGGAGAACACUGUUACUAUCACGGGAGCAUCAGAGGCGUCAAAGACUCCAAGGUGGCCAUGUCGACCUGCAAUGGACUUCAUGGGAUGUUUGAAGAUAAUACCUUUGUGUAUAUGAUAGAGCCACUGGAGCUGAUUCACGAUGAGAAAAGCACAGGUCGACCACAUAUAAUUCAGAAAACCUUGGUGGGACAAUAUUCUAAACAAAUGAAGAAUCACAGUGUGGAAAGUGGUGACCAGUGGCCCUUUCUAUCUGAAUUGCAAUGGCUGAGAAGAAGGAAGAGAGCAGUGAAUCCAUCUCGUGGUGUGUUUGAAGAAAUGAAAUAUCUGGAACUUAUGAUUGUUAAUGAUCAUAAAAUGUAUAAGAGGCAUCGCUCUUCUCAUGCACAUACCAACAACUUUGCAAAGUCUGUGGUCAACCUUGUAGAUUCUAUUUACAAGGAGCAGCUCAAUACCAGGGUUGUCCUGGUGGCUGUAGAGACCUGGACUGAGAAGGAUCAUAUUGACAUCACCACCAACCCUGUGCAGAUGCUCCACGAGUUCUCCAAAUACCGGCAGCGAAUCAAACAGCAUGCUGAUGCCGUGCACCUUAUCUCGCAUGUGAUAUUCCACUAUAAGAGAAGCAGCCUGAGUUACUUUGGAGGUGUCUGUUCUCGCACAAGAGGAGUUGGUGUGAAUGAGUAUGGUCUUCCAAUGGCAGUGGCACAAGUGUUAUCGCAGAGCCUGGCUCAAAACCUUGGAAUCCAAUGGGAACCUUCUAGCAGAAAGUCAAAGUGUGACUGCACAGAAUCCUGGGGUGGCUGCAUCAUGGAGGAAACGGGGGUAUCCCAUUCCCGAAAAUUCUCAAAGUGCAGCAUUUUGGAAUAUAGAGACUUUUUACAGAGAGGGGGUGGAUCCUGCCUUUUCAACAGGCCAACCAAGCUGUUUGAGCCCACAGAAUNAGAAUGCUAUGGAUUGUGUUGCAAGAAAUGCUCUCUCUCCAAUGGGGCCCACUGCAGUGACGGGCCCUGCUGUAACAAUACCUCAUGUCUUUUUCAGCCAAGAGGGUAUGAAUGUCGGGAUGCUGUGAAUGGCUGUGAUAUUACUGAAUAUUGUACUGGAGACUCUGGCCAGUGCCCACCAAAUCUUCAUAAGCAAGAUGGAUAUGCAUGCAACCAAAAUCAGGGCCGCUGCUACAACGGCGAGUGCAAGACCAGGGACAACCAGUGUCAAUACAUCUGGGGAACAAAGGCUGCGGGGUCUGACAAGUUCUGUUAUGAAAAGCUGAAUACAGAAGGCACUGAGAAGGGCAACUGUGGGAAGAAUGGAGACCGAUGGAUCCAGUGCAGCAAACAUGAUGUGUUCUGUGGAUUUUUACUCUGUACCAAUCUUACUCGAGCUCCGCGUAUUGGUCAUCUUCAGGGUGAGAUUAUUCCAACUUCCUUCUACCAUCAAGGCCGGGUGAUUGACUGCAGUGGUGCUCACAUAAUAUUAGAUGAUGAUACAGAUAUGGGCUAUGUAGAAGAUGGAACGCCAUGUGGCCCGUCUAUGAUGUGUUUAGAUCGAAAGUGCCUGCAGAUUCAAGCCCUAAAUAUGAGCAGCUGCCCACUUGAUUCCAAGGGUAAAGUCUGUUCAGGCCAUGGGGUAUGUAGUAAUGAAGCCACCUGCAUCUGUGAUUUUACUUGGGCAGGGACAGACUGCAGUAUCCGGGAUCCAGUUAGAAACCUUCACCCUCCCAAGGAAGAAGGACCCAAGGGUCCUAGUGCCACCAAUCUCAUAAUAGGCUCCAUCGCUGGUGCCAUCCUGGUAGCAGCUAUUGUCCUUGGGGGCACAGGAUGGGGAUUUAAAAAUGUCAAGAAGAGGAGGUUCGACCCUACUCAGCAAGGCCCCAUCUGAAUCAGCUUUGCUGGAUGAGCACUGCCUCGCACUGUCGGAUUCUGGGUAUGACAUACUUGGAGCAAUGUUGCCAGAACUCUUAAGUC
This is a messenger RNA of Galeopterus variegatus (Sunda flying lemur), 2030 nucleotides long. It is a transcript of the gene ADAM23, whose product is annotated as ADAM metallopeptidase domain 23. The transcript has 24 exons. Gene Ontology annotation, cellular component: presynaptic membrane. Gene Ontology annotation, molecular function: metalloendopeptidase activity. Gene Ontology annotation, biological process: proteolysis. Bases 1 to 1944 code for a protein of 647 amino acids. The record is from RefSeq and is a predicted model, not a curated record. Lineage: Eukaryota; Metazoa; Chordata; Mammalia; Dermoptera; Cynocephalidae.